AGGAGAACAGAGCAAAGCCAGAAGGAGGGAUCUGGACUUCUAGUUAAUGGCAUCUCUCUUGCACUAUCCAGACAAACCUUCAGAUUGAAACCUGAAACUACAGAGGUGGCACGGUUCCCCAAUCAGUCACAUGCACUCUGCACUCCCUCUAACUCUGCUUCUUACAAACUGGUUUCAGUCACCCUUCCACCAGAGGGGAUUUCAGCAGAACAGACUUAUUCCACACUGAAUGAUCCUGAGGAGAAACCAUGCAUCCAGAAGCCUUAUAUCCCAUCAGUCUGUGCCUGGUGUUUUGCCUCAGCAGAAGCUUGGCCACACAUCUACCGCUUUACAGUCCUCUAGAGGGAAGUACGGAUGAGGAAGAGCUUAGUUACAUAAAUUCCUCUGUUUUUACCGGAGUCCACCCAACUGAAUACCAAACCACACCACCAGAACCAUCGCAAGAACAAAGAACCCUACCAACUGAGUUUGCAACCUUUUUGGAGGAGAACAUGCUCCUCAUCCUUGUUUCAACCAUACUCAUUUUUCUUACCUUCCUGAUUACCUGUGGAGCGUUUUUCAUGAGCCGCAGGCUCAAAGUUAAUUCCUACCACCCUUGCUCUUUUCCCUCAAAAAUGUACGUGGAUCAUCAGGACAAGACAGGAGGCACUAAGAUUUUUUGUGAAGUGCAAGGAAAAGUUGUGCCUGAACUAGAAUUGGAGGCAGUGGACUCUAACAAGCAGCUCCAGGAAGAAAUCCUGAGAGCUGCAAGCAGCCUGCGUACGCCAAAAAAAUGUGCUCCGGCUGCAGAAAGAAGCGAGGCCAAAGUGAACGCAGCAGACCAAAGUACUCAGGAUAACUUCAAACCAGAUUGUAGCAUCCUAGACAAGCAGCUACCGACUCUGCUUGAAGAGGAGCAGUGUGAGGUUUCUGACAACAGGGAAGAUGAGGAAGCAAGUAAGGAACAGCCAAAGGAACAGCAACUGAGAGAGGAUUCAGAAGAGCCCUUGACUGGAAGGAGUCUCCGGCCCUCUUCUCUGCACAUUCACAAUGAAACUGCUACGCUUCAGCUGAUCGCAGGAGAGAAAACUGCCUUCUAAUCACCUUCAGGGUUAAUGAGAACUGAAACAGAGAUGCAUAAGCUACAAGCCAGUGACAUCAAAAGUGCUUCUUUUUGUUAAGCAAACAUUUAAUAAAUUUGAUUUAGGAGUCUUCAAGUCUUAAACCAGAGUACUGAAAAGUUUCGGAAAGCAAUAAAACUAUGACUAGAAUGCCAGUGCAUUAUUAAAGCAACCAUAGCCUUGAAUCAAAAACCUUUAUCUGCUUUAUGGAGAUUUCUUGGAAAGAACUUAACAAAUUAAAAGUUUCUGUCAUUUUUUUUGUACGAAUAAAAAUGAGAAAAAUCCAAAAUGCUUUGUUUUCAGCAGCCCUUUAACAUUUUUUUUUAUUUGAUGCCAAAAGACAAAGGUCAAUAUACCAAUAAUUAAAAGAAAACUGACACUGGAUGACACCCUGAAACAUUCCCACAGUGAAACACGGUGGCGGCAGCUUCAUGCCACGCCCACGUAAGGAGGUCACAGUGGAUGGGUGGAUGGAAUACCUAAAAACAGGUCAGAAAGAAUAUAUGCUAAAGGAUUCAAGAAUUGAGACAGGAACCUGGUGGUCCAGCAUGAUGCUUUGGAGGUGCUUUUCUUCAGUGGGGAAAAAAAGCAGAACAGCUCAAAAUAUAAAGCUAGAGCGGAAGAGAGAUAUUCAAGAUCAAUCAUAUUUAUUUCUUAAAAUUCUCCAAAGUUAUGAACUUAUUUUAUGGACAAUCUGUUUCAUGACUUGAAAACUAAUGUCCAAACAUUCCCCAAUGUAAUAUGAAUUUCAGCUUGUCUACAAAAAAAAUAAUAUAAUUAGUCUCCAAAUAUACAAAAUGAUUGGAAAAAUACCUAAAAGAAACUGCAGUUAACUCUGCAUAAUUGAGCAGCUCUGAUCGGGCUCUAAUACUACAGCCGCCCAGAAGCAACGUAUUUAAACUCUGCUCACAAAUAUUGCUUUUAGGGGAAUCCGAUGGUGUCACAGCCAUUUAUACAGAUCUUGGACUAAGCUUAGAAAGCUCAUAGAAAUCAGAGCAAACAUUGCGAUUAGGAAUAUAUUAGUCAUUUAAUUUUGAUUUAAUAUUGCAGUCAUGUUUCCUAAGAUUGUAUAAACCCUUGUGUAAUCCCUCUGUAAAGUAUAUAUAUUUGUAUAUAUAUCUGCAUAUAACUAUAUAUCUUUUGACUUCUGAUAUAUUUUUACAAGAAUAA
This is a messenger RNA of Cyprinodon variegatus (sheepshead minnow), 2270 nucleotides long. It is a transcript of the gene tmem119b, whose product is annotated as transmembrane protein 119-like. Gene Ontology annotation, cellular component: plasma membrane. The coding region runs from base 249 to 1079 and encodes 276 amino acids. The record is from RefSeq and is a predicted model, not a curated record. Gene Ontology annotation, biological process: positive regulation of osteoblast differentiation; positive regulation of osteoblast proliferation; positive regulation of bone mineralization. The transcript is spliced from 2 exons. Lineage: Eukaryota; Metazoa; Chordata; Actinopteri; Cyprinodontiformes; Cyprinodontidae.